Messenger RNA from Arctia plantaginis, 1101 nucleotides. The record is from the annotation of a GenBank genome assembly. Lineage: Eukaryota; Metazoa; Arthropoda; Insecta; Lepidoptera; Erebidae.
AUGACUUCAGAAUCAUUAAUAAUGAUUGGAGGUCUCAUAUCAUCAAGUCAGUGCCCACGCGGCGGGUUUGCGUUAUCACAGUCGUUGGUGGAGAGGCUCGGACGUGAUCAUGAACAGCCUCCCGUGCUACCACCCUUGCAUCAUCCUAUCAGAGAUAAUGCAGUAUGCGUGCGCAGUACAUACUCACCGUUGCAAGCGUUGAGUGAGAGUACUUGCCGAGAUCCCGGUGUACAGUCCGCACCUCCACCUCAGCCGCCACCUCGAGUGCAGGCAUCGAACCAAAACGUGACUCUCCACCCAGCGGUAUCUCGAUGUACCGCGACCCUGGAGCUCGCGGCGCUAUGGCGCAGUUUCCACGAGUUGGGGACAGAAAUGAUCGUGACGAAGGCAGGACGAAGAAUGUUCCCCGCACUGCAGGCCCGCCUUGGUGGGCUGCUGCCCAACGCUGAUUAUUUACUUCUAGUGGAUUUUGUGCCGCUCGACGAUAAGAGAUACCGAUAUGCUUUUCACAGUUCGAGUUGGGUGGUAGCAGGAAAAGCGGACCCAGUCUCCCCGCCCCGCAUCCACGUUCAUCCUGACUCACCAGCGCCAGGCUCGAACUGGAUGCGGCAGCUCGUCUCCUUCGACAAACUGAAACUCACGAAUAACCAACUUGACGAUAAUGGACAUAUAAUUUUGAACUCGAUGCACCGCUAUCAGCCGCGGCUACACGUGGUGUACCUGCCCGGCGAGGGGCAGAGCACAGCACCAGGCACGGUGCCCUUCCGCACCUUCGUGUUCCCUGAAACUGGAUUCACAGCUGUCACUGCAUACCAGAACCACAGGAUAACACAGCUGAAAAUAGCGAGCAACCCCUUUGCGAAAGGAUUUAGAGAUUGCGACUCCGAUGAUUGCCCUCCCGAACAAACGGGCCAGCGCGGUGCCGCGGGGGCUCGGCGGCGAGAAUCUGCUCCUGCUGAGGUGUGUACUCAACUAUCUCAGCCGUAUGCUGCCGAGCCCAGCGCUUGUGGCCCACUAUACUCACCGCACGCGCAUCCUGUCCGAUAUCAACCACAUUCGGGUCAUAAUAGCGCUUACAGUGCUUAUUACGCUCAUAGAUAG